Messenger RNA from Diabrotica virgifera virgifera (western corn rootworm), 6131 nucleotides. It is a transcript of the gene Lab, whose product is annotated as homeobox protein Hox-A1-like. Bases 176 to 1288 code for a protein of 370 amino acids. Gene Ontology annotation, biological process: regulation of transcription by RNA polymerase II. Gene Ontology annotation, cellular component: nucleus. Lineage: Eukaryota; Metazoa; Arthropoda; Insecta; Coleoptera; Chrysomelidae. Gene Ontology annotation, molecular function: DNA-binding transcription factor activity, RNA polymerase II-specific; RNA polymerase II cis-regulatory region sequence-specific DNA binding. The transcript is spliced from 2 exons. The record is from RefSeq and is a predicted model, not a curated record.
ACGCAGCUGUGUUACAACUACACAAUGUUGUAGAUUGUUAGCGGGCCGAGAGACCCAAUCAAGGCGGCACAGACAGUUUCGUAACGGAUAUUAUAUCGUUUAGUUGUUGAAAGUGCGUUCGGUGAUCACAAACACAUGCGUCGUGAUUUCCACCCGCUGGGACAGUGAAAUAACAAUGAUGACGAUGGACAUUACUAUGUACGGUCAUCAUAAUCAACACAACGCGCCCUACAACUCUUCCGAACCUAAUUAUUAUAACUAUUCCAGUGAAGUAAACCACUCGUCUUCCCAUCAUCAAUUCCAGAACUACUAUUCCUCCAAUUACCAUUAUGAAGAACCUUAUUUGUACGCUACAGCUCCAGCUGACUCCGUAGAAUCACCGUCUUCACCGCAUAAUAUGAAUUAUUACGCACAUCAGCACGUCCAAGAAAAUCCUAUCGUGAAUACAGACAGCGGACUGACUUAUACGAACCUGGAUUACGCAAACACUACCUCAGGCUAUAGCCAGAACAACUACAAUGACAACUAUUCCAGAACUCACCCCGAGCUAGUUCAUCAUAAUGAAAGUUCGGAAGACUCGCAACUGCAAGCUGGUUAUCUUCACGAAAACAAAUAUCAGGUGGAUAUAAACGAUAGCAACUAUUUGUUAGGAUCAGGAGCUCAGAAUGCUUGUAUGGAGUUUCAGCAUCUUCAUAGGUAUAAACAAGAGAUGAUACCCGCAGAAGAGCAUUCGAGGUUACGACAACACCACGGAUUGCACUCGUUAAGUCCUGCCUCUAUAGCGCAGCCUGUUUUGCCUACGUAUAAAUGGAUGCAAGUGAAAAGAAAUGUUCCUAAACCUCCUGCCAAGCUUCCAACAUCUUCCAUCACAGACUACCAAAGCUCUCCGUCGAAUAACGUACCCCUAGAUGUACAGAAUCCAGCCUCACGAAGCUCAUGCCUUGGUUCCAACGCGACGAGUCUUUUAAACCUUAAUUGUUUAAAUACUGGCAGGACGAACUUCACCAAUAAGCAAUUAACAGAACUAGAGAAAGAAUUUCACUUUAACAAAUACCUGACGCGGGCGCGAAGGAUCGAGAUAGCUUCAGCCCUGCAGUUAAACGAGACGCAAGUGAAGAUAUGGUUUCAAAAUAGAAGAAUGAAACAGAAGAAGAGAAUGAAAGAGGGACUGAUACCUCCUGAGCCUACUGUUGGUACAGGAAGUAACAGUAACUCUCCCACGUCUGUCAACGCUUUACAAAACGAGUCAGUUGCUGGAAGCAACGAAAAUAGUCGAGAAUCGAAUUGAUUUGGUUUAGUUUUUACAAAAGGAAUUGCAGUAUUUCGAAAAAUUAGUUGACACGAAACCAAAUGUUGAUUGCCAUUUUGACUUUAAAAUUAUUUAUUUAAGCUUGUUGAAAAAAAAAAACAAGAAAAAACUUAAUAAAUACAAUGAUCGUCAUUAUACAUUUAAUAUUCGCCUGAAAUUAUGUGUCGUCUUUGGUAUUUAUCUUAGGUUAGGUAUCUAACAUUUUUUCCUUUUUUCAUCUUUAUACCUACAUAAAACAACUAAUAUGAAUCAGUAUCGUUCGUCGUAUCUUUCAUUAUAACAAUACAACAACCAAUAUAAUUGCCUAUCUUACACGGGUUACUAUUAUUGGAGCCAUAUCGAUAUUAAUCAAUACAAUAUUGAAAGUAUAAGGAGUAUAUUGAAACAAUAACAUUGAUGGCAAUAAUAUUGAAAAAAAUAAAAUCGGUUUGAUUUUUAUUGAAGACCCAUUAGUGCAGUCACUGAAGGUUUUCCCCUCCGAUUUCGUUGAACCUCCAUCGAUCUUUAUGAAAAUUGGUGAUUAGUUAAAAAAUACCUUUGCGCUUUUAACCUGAGUGGGGAUCCCUACUUUUUAGGGGUGGAAUGUAUUUUAAUAAAAACACACCCAGAAGCCGAUAUAGGGUCCAAUUUUAAGUAAAUUUUCUUAUAUAAAAUUAUUCAAAUAAAUCAAUAGUUUUUGAGAGAUCAAAGAUUUUGAUUCUUCGUGCAAAAAUGCAUGUUUUAACACGGUUUUUCGUAAAUAACUCAAAAACAGUAAGUUUUUUCAGAAACUUAUCAUUACUAAAAUUGAAGCUAAUAAAAAAUCAAAUAAACACGUUAUUAUAAAAACCUUUUGCUUUAUACACAAAUUGUACUUACGUUACUUUAUAUACGUAAUUGAAUGUAUAUUUUUUUUCGGUGAGUACUCAUAUCUAAGUACCCCAGCUUAAACAACACGAAAGCGAUGCAUUUUUUUAAAUAUAGCUACCAAACAUAUUUUAAAAUACUUAGAAAUAUCUAUCAAAAAAUAUAUAGAAGAAGUCGAGAACUUUAAAAUUAAGCAAGCUAUGAUGAAAAUAAGAGGACCCUUUCGAAUUUUUUAAGAAAAAAUGAAAAUUAAAACAUACGUCACUUCAACAAAAAUUUAAAUUUAUAGUAAUUCCUAUAAAACUUUUUUUAUUUUAACAUGUUUAAUGACCUCAAAAAGUUUUGACUGGUUUAGAAUGCAUAUUUUUGAAAAAAUAUAUGAUUUACAAAAAUCAGAAUUUUUCAUAUUUUCGUAAAUUUCAUUUUUUUUAUAAUAACUCCAAAAAUACUUGAUAUACGUAAGAAAUGAUACACAACUAAAUUUUAUCUUUUCGUGUGUUGAAGCUUUUACUUAUCUUCUAAUUUUUGUAUCAUAACAAAUAACCGAGAUAGAAACUUUAAAGCCUAAAUUUUACUGUGAGUACCAUGUCACAGGGGCCCUUUAACCUUUUGUCUUUUAAAAAAUCAUGAAUUUAGACGAUUAGAAGUUUAAUACGGUGUUAUAGCCCUUGCAAUUAUCUUUGAAAUGGUUGUCAGAUAAACCUGAUAUUAUAAAAAUUAAUGGAGAUAUUCUACAAAAACCAAUAACAUGUUUUUGAAAAAAAUUUUGUAGCAGAGGUUUAGUAUGUAUAAAGGGUGCUGAAUAAUGAAGUCCAAUUACUCGUUUGUAAUAAGAGACACGAAAAAAAAUUAUUUAGAUGAGAUUGACCAACUUAUCUUUCUUUUUAAUGGAACACCCUGUAUAUUUUUACAUUUUUGGAUUCUACUCGAUAAUUUCUUUCUUAAAAUAUAAGGUUUUGCAAUGUUAUACGAAGUAGUUUAAAAUAUAACGAUUUGUUUUUGUUAAUUUCAUAGCAAUAUUCACACCCUGUAUUCCAAGUAAUCCACAUACCUAACUGCUUUUAUUUGGGAGUUAUUGUGAAUUCUUGCCAAACAUUAAUUGCAACAAAAAUAAUAUAUUACGUGAAAUUUUAUUAGUUUGCCCGCGAGAAUAUUCAAUCAAAAAUAGUUUUUUCAUGAUUUUCGAUUACAGGAGUUUGCUAAAAGGGCUGAAAAAUUAAUCAAAAUUAUAAAUCAGGUAUAUAAAUGUUAAAAAAGAUUUAUUUUAUUCAAUUAAAAGAGUUUACUGCCUCCAGAACGCUGAAAUCUGCAUUUUUACCAUUCAAAAAAUGGUAGCUUUCACCCCUAAAUUGCAAAAAGCGAAAGUUAGUACCAUAUUGCUUUUGCGUAUUGAGGUUCCUCUAACCUCUAAUAACCAGUCACUAACUUUGAUGAAAAUCGAUGGGAGGUUCAACGAAAUCGGAGGUGAAAAUCUUCAGUGAUUACACUUUCAGAAAUAUAAAAAAUAAAAAAAAAAUGGAUUUCACCCCUAAAACGUAAAAAGCUCAAGUUGAAAAUAUACAGCUUUUGUUUCUUGAGGAAUCCUCUAAUCAUUCACUAAUUUUCAUGAAAAUCGAUGGAGGUUCAUCGAAAUUGGAGGUAAAAACCUUCAGUGACUGCACUUUCAGACAUAUAAAAAUAUUUUUAAAAACAGGUAGAUUUCACCCCUAAAAUGCAAAAAGCGCAAGUUAGCACUAUAUCACCUUUAUUCCUUGAGGUAUCCUCUAACCACUCACCAAUUUUCAUAAAAAUCGAUGGAUGUUCAACGAAAUCGGAGGUAAUAGCUCAUAACCACCUUUAGCGACUGCACUACAUCAAUAUGUUAAGCCUCCGCUGUCAAUAUUAUUGACACCGUGUGAGGGUAUAGGUACACCAAAUUGUACAAUAAAACGGUAUAGUUCUACAGCUACUGUAAAGGUUAUAUGUUUGAAUAUUUUGUUUCUUUAACUCAUUUGAGAUGGAAGCUGAUAGUGAAAACAAUAUUUUUUCGUAAUCUUAUCCUGCUUUAUUAUAAACGGUAAAACGAGAGAAACUAGGCGUUGAAACACUUGUUCAUCCAUUCUUAAAAAAUGUUUGUAGUCAUCUGGCUCACUAUGGAGUCCUCGAGGCAAUUCGCCAUAUCCAUGACUCAAACGUCUAUUUAACCAGUUUUUUAUCAACACUUCUUUGCCUCUUUUUCUCUCUUCUUGAGAAUUAAAGCAGAUGCGAUUGGAAUCGCUACAUCCAUCCUCCUUGACUAAACAAUUUAAACUGUCACUUUAUAUUGAUCACUACCGUUCUUUUAUCAUAUUAUAUUGUGCCAAUAAUAGUGCAAUAAUAGUAUUGAUCGUGUAGGUAUGCGCUAAUAGUGGAAUCACUAGCUGUAUCAUUGGGUACUAAAUAUUGAGGCUUAGACUAGAUCUGUCUCUCAGGUGCGUCUCUCAGCUACGUCUUAUCUUAAAUAGAAAACUGAACAAUGAGAAAUUUUGACAGGGACAAAAAUUUUUUUAUUAACUAAUCAUAUUUAACAUCCUUCAGACAGCUAUUCCGGUUCAGUCACCUAAACUCGGCCAUGAAAGAUCCUACCUACAAAUUUCCAACCAAUAUGGUUGAUGUCAUGUGGUGCCAGGGGUUAAUCUGGAAAUAUUUUUAACAUCCUUUAAAAUCAAAUAAUUUAAUGUAACCCCAGCUGUUCAAAAACAAUUUAAGGGUUUUUAUCCGUAUAUUUUGGUGGCUUAAAGCAUGUAAACCUGUAAGUAUAACGCACCUCUUAGGUCCAGUGGAAAGGUGGUUGGGUGCCCUUUUAUUGUGACUUAUACCCAGUGACAAUAAAACCUCUUCUAUGUCGGCACUUUGACCUCAAGAAGUAAUACCGGCAGGACGCAAUUGGUAAUUCACCAGUGGUGGAUGCGGGUUUUCCGUGUUAAAACCCGUACGUUUCUACGCGACUAGUAAUGCAAGAAUGGUGGUCUAGCGACUGGCAACCAUGCGCGGUCGCCAUGCGCGUGGAAAGAUUUUACUUCCAAUUUUUCGGAGAGUGGCUCUACUGUCUCUCUUUAUACUGUAUCCACGUUAAAGUUGUCCUUCAUCCUAGCAUUUCCAGCAAAGUAUAUUAUGACUUUUGGUGACAUUUCUAAGAAGUCAUAGGGGUCGAGUUAAUACUACUCAAAUAUAUUGAGUCUUAUCCCAUUCAACUCUGGGCAAUUCUAUGCACAGAAAGUGUUUCGCCGUCUCGUCUUCGUUCUUUUUCUCGUCCGAUUUUAUUCACGUGCUCGUUAAGGCGACAGUGUCCUGUUCGGAUACCGAUAAUUUGCAGAUCAUUCCUAUUUUUAUCUAGUAGAUCUUAGGAUUUCUCUCUUUUUCUAAGGUUCGUGUAUAAAAGUCUUCAAAAGGUUUAAGAUCCAUUGUUCGUACGAGUGGUUACGUUUCAUUCAUUCCACUCAGUCCGAUAUAGACAGAUAUAGACAUUUUGGCUGUCCUUCUUGCUCUGCCAAUAAAAGGUACUGAGCCUUUGAAUGCUUCUUUUGUCACACCACUAUUAAGUAGGUGCCUUUUUUCAUUUACUUUUUCCUCAAUACCACUGACCAACCUCGGAAAAAAAAUCAUUUUAAGACGGCUGAUUCUUUCAUAUAUUGUUCCCUAUGCUUCCUCGAACACCGUACCGGCCAUCUGGCUACUGAUACAGGUUGCGUUCAUUACUGCACAGCACACUUGUACAGGUAAACAUACCGAAUUUAAAAUUAUUGUAAGACGAAAAGUUUUUUUGUCAUUACUUUUUAAACAUUAUUAGAAAUAUGAAUUGUAAUUGCCAGACAUUUCUGUGGUUUAAAAAGUAAUGACAAAAGAAUUUUUCGUCCUAAAAUAAUUUAAAUGCAAUAUACAGGGUGAAUGAUGAGUGUGAUAAAGCUCAGUAGAGCUCCGCUAUAGUAAUAGAUAGCAAUAAAAGUUAAUAAUAAAA